AUGGAGUUCUACCUGGAGAUCGACCCUGUCACUUUGAACCUCAUCAUUCUAGUUGCCAGCUACGUCAUCUUACUCUUGGUGUUCCUCAUCUCCUGCGUGCUGUAUGACUGCCGAGGCAAGGACCCCAGUAAGGAAUAUGCUCCUGAGACCACACUGAACGCGCAGCCUUCCAUCCGAGUGGUGGUGACGCAGCACAGUGCUCAUGGGUCCCCCUGGUCCAGAGGACCCAGCCUUCACCUUAAAGAUCCUGCCUCAACAGGGAAGAAAAGCACUGUGGUGUAA
Molecule: messenger RNA, 282 nt
Organism: Psammomys obesus (fat sand rat)
Lineage: Eukaryota; Metazoa; Chordata; Mammalia; Rodentia; Muridae
Gene: Smim36
Product: small integral membrane protein 36
Exons: 1
Coding region: 1-282 (93 amino acids)
Source: RefSeq, a predicted model, not a curated record